This is a messenger RNA of Dermacentor silvarum, 416 nucleotides long. RefSeq lists its product as uncharacterized. The transcript has 5 exons. The record is from RefSeq and is a predicted model, not a curated record. The coding region runs from base 1 to 294 and encodes 97 amino acids. Lineage: Eukaryota; Metazoa; Arthropoda; Arachnida; Ixodida; Ixodidae.
AUGAAGAUGCGGCCGCAAAUGGAGAGCCAGUGUAUUCUGUGCAACCAGCAAAAGUACAACACCGCUUUGAACGGUUGCUUAAAGCAGAACUCGCUGCCGGCUAAUAUCUCUCAAGAGGACGCAUUCUGCAUUCUCGCUGCAUGCAUCGACAAUCCCCGGCAGACUCCGAUAACGCUUGGCAGAAGGAAGCGGCGUGAAGGCGAGACCCGGGCUGAAGAAGAGAACGUCGUCGACGAGCAAGUCGCCCACUUGGUGAUGGAAGACUACGACCUCGACGACGACGGGAGCUUGUGAAGUCGCUGCGAUAUGUUGCUGCGCCCACUCGGCGGCGGGCCAUCAACCAAUGGGUUCGUUUCUAAGGGGCCAGUGGGCUCUUCGAGGGAAAUAAGGAGUAAUAGAGAAAAUAAGUGCUCGCA